ACAGAAUGCGAUGCAGCGCCUACUCUCCAAGCAAGUAGCCAAAUUGACAUCCACUCGAUUAUAUCGAAUAUUCUCGGCUCUGAGUAUCACCAUUGCUAUUCUUGUGGUGCAAAACCCACUUCUGGAUUCCCGAGACUUGCAUCAAUGGACAUUCAAUCAACAGCAAAACGUUGCGGCAAUCCCGCUUGUAAACGAGAACUCGACGGUACUUAUCACAGGCGUUGCAGGAUUUAUUGGAUUCUCCGUGGCAAAGUUCCUUGCUGAGCACACCAAAGCAAAGGUUGUGGGGAUGGAUAACUUCAAUGAUUACUAUGAUGUCGCACUUAAAUACAAGAGAGCAGACUUGCUGAGUCACUGGAACACGGUCCAGGUCUUAGAUGGCGACGUUUGUGACGCUCCCUUCUUGCGGAGUAUUCUUGAAGGUCACCAUGUGACUCAUGUACUUCAUCUAGCUGCGCAAGCAGGGGUACGGUAUUCAUUAGAGCAGCCCUUGAACUAUGUCAGAAACAACAUUCAAUGUUUUGUAACGCUCCUAGAAGAACUUCGUCGAUUAAAAAGAAGCUCGAACGAUAGUGUGGUUCCUCGCUUUGUCUACGCGUCCUCUUCAAGUGUCUAUGGCGGGAAUGUGGAAAUACCUUUCAAAGAGACAGAUCAGGUGGACAACCCCUCUAGUGUUUACGGCUUCUCCAAGCGAGCGAAUGAGCUCUUAGCUCUUGUGUAUUUCAAGGUCUUCGGCAUUCCAUCUGUUGGGCUCAGAUUCUUCACUGUGUAUGGACCUUGGGGGAGACCUGAUAUGGCACCCUACAAGUUUACUGCUAGCAUUUCCAAAGGAGAGAAUAUUACAGUUUACAACCAAGGAGACAUGGCUCGAGAUUUUACGUACAUUGACGACAUAGUUUCAGGAAUAUAUGCCUCCUUAAGGUACCCUCCGAGUUCUUCAGAAAUUUUCAACUUGGGGAAAAGUAAGCCAGAGCAGGUUCUGGAUCUGGUAAAAACCAUUGAGAAGGAGGUUGGUCAGACGGCACGGCUAAGCUUUGAAGAUUCCGCAGUUGAUUUACAUGCGACCUAUGCUUCAACGAGCAAGGCGAAAGAGCUCCUCUCUUAUGCUCCUCAAGUAAGCAUGGAUGAAGGGAUCAAAAGAUUUGUCGAAUGGUACUUUCUGUAUACAGGUGAACGUGCAUUGUGCGCUAGCGAGUGCUCGGAGAAGAGCCGUUGCAUAUCAUCGCCAUUCGAUGAUAUGGUGUCUGAAUCCGUGGAAGCGACACACGGUUGCGAAACUGUAAUUUACACUGCAUUCUUUGGGGCGACUAAAUCAGAUCUACAGGACCCUCCUGUAGAGCUUGCCUGCAAUGACGAGCGAUGCUGCGCAAUUGCCUUCACCAAUAUUGAGAUCCCGAUGUCAGCGUCCCGCGAUAAAUGGAAGACAAUUAUGUGGAGCGGAGACAAUUUCCAUUACUGGGAUAAUCGGCGGCUAUCACGACUUGUGAAACUAACCCCCGCUCUCUUUUUUUCAUCAUCUGUAAAGCAUGCCCUAUAUAUUGAUGCGAAGCUGACACUGCAAGCAGAUUAUCAUUAUCUUGUUGGGAUGCUGAGUGACAACGAAAAUCGUUCUGCAAGCCUGAUGGCAGUAAGGCACCCAGCUAGAAACGGCCCUUUUGAGGAAAAAGAAGCCAUUAUAGGUCAUAAGAAAAGUCGACCGACCGUCACUUACACGCUGCGAACUUUAGAUCAUCAGGUGAAUGGCUAUCUUGAUCUUCAAAACACUCAAAAUAUCUCAAUGGUAAACAUGAUUGACGGAGCAUUGUUAGUUCAUAAUUUAGAAAACGAAUUAGGUCGCAAAUUUCGCUGUGCAUGGUCGAAAGAAUAUUACCAAGGCUGUGAUAGAGAUCAGAUCUCAUUCUCGGCGGCUCUUGCGAAAGAAGCUCGUGAUGCUGGAUCGAAUCUUGAUCCCGAUCAGGAGUGGUGCAAGGUGAGUAGCAACCCAGACUUGUACGUACGAAUUUUACCUAGGAAAUUGCACUGGUUUCAAGGAUCCUUGGCUGUCGCGAGUGAGAAGGACGCAUAUGAUAGGAGGCUUGCGUAAGCGUAAGAAAACGCGAUUUCGUUUGUUUUGUACACUUUACGAUCCUUCAAAUAUGCAAAAGUCAACUAGCACCAAAGCUCUUUGGAAAUUAUGAAGUGCGAUGGCGUUCUUUUGGGGAUGGCUGCAGUAUAGCGCAAGGAGUUGUUACGAUACAGUUGUGAGGGAUUGUAAAAGCAAAUAGAGUGAGGGAAAGCGCGAAGGCAAUCCUCUGGAAUGAGCUGUAACGAUACAGCUUGGAAGGAUGUUAAAAACUUAGAAGAAAUGGAAGAACCGAAAGGUUUUAUCCCCAAGCCGUGUUCGUACUAGAUAUCUAGUUCUUAUGGGUAUAUGCCGCUCCAACACUGAAAAGACAUCAUGCGUCGCUCUGUGAACGGUCUCAAAAACAAAGAAUGAAAUUGAUUGAUCUCCUUUCGCUUCCUUUUCCUUUUCUUCGUCAUUGCUGUAGUUUUUCCCGCUCACGAUGGAGCAGGGAGAAGACGAAGUCAGGGAUAAAGAAUGACCAGAAAACAAGGAGGGGACGUUGCAUCAAUCAUUUCGUUCACGUGAAACUUUUGAGAAAUCCGUCAGGGAAAGAAUGUCCUGUGAUGAAUUUCUAGCGUUAUCCUGGUGGUAGGGAGGGAAAGGGUGGGGUCUUAAAAGCCGACACUGAGGGCCUU
This is a messenger RNA of Nannochloropsis gaditana CCMP526, 2739 nucleotides long. Its product is annotated as nad-dependent epimerase dehydratase. The transcript has a single exon. The annotation marks the transcript as partial. The record is from RefSeq and is a predicted model, not a curated record.